Daucus carota subsp. sativus is the source of this 796-nucleotide messenger RNA. RefSeq lists its product as uncharacterized. The record is from RefSeq and is a predicted model, not a curated record. The transcript has 2 exons. The coding region runs from base 94 to 741 and encodes 215 amino acids. NCBI's taxonomy places the organism in Eukaryota, Viridiplantae, Streptophyta, Magnoliopsida, Apiales, Apiaceae.
AACCUCCUAUAUUAGAACACUCUUCUUCAAAUCCAAAACUCAAUCUUACUAAAUAAUCCCCCACAGGACAAAAAAUUAACAACAUCAACCACAAUGCAGCUAGUUUGGUCCCCAGAGACAGCUUCAAAAGCUUACAUCGACACCGUAAAAUCUUGUGAGAUUUUUCAAGAAUCAAGCGUCGCGGAGUUCAUCUCAGCCAUGGCUGCGGGAUGGAAUGCUAAAUUAAUAGUAGAAACCUGGUCACAGGGUGAAGCAACAACGAGUAGCAUUGGCCUAGCUAUUGCGAGUUACCAUACUAAUGGAAGACAUGUAUGUUUUGUUCCUGACAAUCUUUCGAGAACAGAGUAUCUUAAAGCCAUGGAAAUUUCAGGACACUCGCCCGAAGUUAUUGUUGGAGAUCCUGAAGAAGCAUUGCAGAAUUUGAUAGGCAUUGAUUUUUUGGUAUUGAAUUGUGAAAACGACGACUUUACAAGAAUGCUGAGGUUGGUUAGAUUGAGCCGUGAGGGCGCGGUGUUAGUUGGAAAGGGUGCUGGAAGCUCCAGGGGAUCAUCACAAGAGUCUAGAUGGCGCGAUGUCGUUGAGGGUGGUUUAGAACUAGUUCGAACUGUGAUUUUGCCGGUGGGGGAAGGGCUGGAUAUAGCGCAUGUCGGAGGGGUAAAACGUUCAGCUAGGAAUAUUAAGAGUAGGUGGAUUAGCCGGAUCAAUAGACAAUCUGGUGAAGAGUUUGUUUUUAGGAUAUAACUCUGUAAACAGCAUUGCAGAAUCGAAAUGUUUGAAUUGAACAAGGCUUUUAAUA